AUGGGUCCAGAGGGCCCAAUGACUCCCAUGGUGGUCAUGUUCAAGUCCUUGAAAGUAUCAUCGAGCUGCACCCAGGAGAUCUUGGAUGAGCUGGUCUGGGGCUUCAACUACUCCAACUCCCUAGACAUGUGUCAGGUGCACCAGGCCACCCAGGAUCAGUGCUGCUGUGAGAGUUCUACCCGGGACCUCUUGGAUGAGCUGCUCUACAUGUUCAGCUACUCCCUGUCCCUUGACAAGCAGCAGGUGUCUCAGGCCACCAACAACAUCCAGGGCUGGUCUGGCCUGAGAAAAGGUCCCAAUUCAUGUUCAAUCUCAGGACUCAGGGAAUCAACCCUGUCCCUGGAUGAGGCCUGCACGAUGCUGAUGCUCAAAGAAGGCACAGUGGAGAACUUCCUACACUCCCUGGUACCAUCCUUCCCGGAUAGAAGCAUCUCAAAUAUCACCACCAUUUUCUGCAUUGACCAGGUGUUCACCUCAGCCCAAUGGGUCCUGGCCCAGCAGUUCAAUAGCACCCUGUCUCCCAUCUUGGGUACCUGGCCUGACCAGAAAUUGCAGGAUAUCUGGCAGUCCCCGCACUGUGCCCAUUUGGAGGUCAAGGGGACCUAUGAGCAUCUGAAGUGGCCUGCCUGGGACCUGAAGAACUGUGCCCCCCUUCUCCUGCUGCAUCGGGAGCUUCUGGGGCCCAUUGAGGCAGAGGCGGAGGGGCCAGCUCUAGGGCUCCUUCCAGCUGCAGAGCCAGAAAAAGGGCCUCCUGUGGAGCGAGAGGCAACCCUGGCUCUGUUUCAACCAUCACCUCAAGGGGCAGAGCCAGCCUCACCUCCAUCAGCCGUUCCAGAACUGGAACAAGUGCUUGCAGCUUCCGUAUGUGUUCCGGACCCUGAGCCGCAGUCAGCUGGACCAUCAGCUUUUCUGGGAGUUUUCACUCCAGCUGACAAAACAGAAAGUGAGCCCACUCAGGUCCCAGAGGCUUCCUGCCACCGAUAUGUCACCCCAAAGAACCAGCUGAAUGAAGAGAAGCCCAACCUCCUGGACUUCCCUCCCAAGCUGGUGGCAGAGCAACUGACAUACAUGGAUGCGGAGCUGUUCAAGAAGGUGUGGCUCCAUCACUGCCUGGGCUCUGUCUGGACCAAGCGGAAUAAGCCUGGCAAUGAGCACCUGGCACCCACAGUCCGGGCCACUGUCGCCCAGUUCAACAGUGUGGCCAACUGUGUCAUCACCACCUGCCUUGGCAACCCAAGCAUGACAGCCCGGGACAGGGCCAUGGUGGUGGAGCACUGGAUCAAGGUGGCCAAGGCCUGUCAAAUCCUGCACAACUACUCCUCCCUGCAUGCCAUCCUCUCGGCCCUGCAGACUGUCUCAAUUCACCGCCUGAAGAAGACAUGGCAGGAGGUUUCCAGGAAGUGCUUUCAAAAAUUUAAAAAGCUGUGUGCCGAAGACAACCCCCAGGGCAGGAAACUGCUCAUCAAGGAGCGGCCAUCUAAUAAAUUUGCCAGGCUGCUGAUGGACCUCCGGGGAGCCCGUAAGAGGGUACAGAAGAAGGUGGGUGUGCCUGAGGGUGUCGUCCCCUACCUUGGCACUUUCCUCACUGACCUGGUGAUGCUGGAUACUGCAAUGGAGGACUAUCUGGAGAGUCUGGCCGAGAAGCCAGGCCCGUUAUCCGUGUAUGCACGGCCCCCUCACAUGUCCUGGCAAAAGUGCAGAUUGACAAGUGGUGGGAAUAAAGUGCUAGAAAACAAAGUUCUGAUGGAGAUCACGCUGCUCCAAAAGGCUGCAGAGAAUUACAACAUAGAGCCCAAGGAUGCAUUUCAGGCCUGGUUCCAGUCUGUGGAGCAGCUCAGCGAUGAUGAGAGAGUGAAGAAAGCUCAUCAUUCGGACGAGGAGCCGCGCCAGUGGAGAGUCCAGCCAGACUUCACGAACCCGUUCUGGCUUCACCUUCGACAAGACCCUACCAACUGA
Molecule: messenger RNA, 1956 nt
Organism: Odobenus rosmarus divergens (Pacific walrus)
Lineage: Eukaryota; Metazoa; Chordata; Mammalia; Carnivora; Odobenidae
Product: ral guanine nucleotide dissociation stimulator-like
Exons: 14
Coding region: 1-1956 (651 amino acids)
Source: RefSeq, a predicted model, not a curated record